AUGACAAUUUAUGCUCGUGAUUCACUCGUUCAGCUUUGCAAUACUGGUGAUGUUAUUGAAGUAAGUGGUAUAUUCCUUCCAUUACCAAUUAAAGCAUUUCGUCAGAGUUUAGUCAGUGAAACAUAUAUCGAAGCACAAAACAUCAUUGUAGCACCGAAAUACGACGAACAACUUGAAGAAGAAACAAGUACAGCAACAGAUGAAGAAGCAAGAACCUAUGCUGCCCUUGCAUCUUCAAUUGCUCCCGAAAUCUUCGGAAUGGAUGAUGUUAAGAAGGCUUUACUUCUUGAACUCGUUGGUGGCGUUACUCGUACGUUCGAAGAUGGUGUUCGUAUUCGUGGUGACAUCAACAUUUUGUUGAUGGGUGAUCCUGGUGUUGCCAAAUCACAACUUCUUAAGUAUGUUGCACGUAUAUCACCACGUGCUGUUUAUACAACAGGCAGAGGUUCAUCUGGCGUCGGUUUAACAGCUGCAGUUCUUAAAGAUCCAGUUACAGGCGAAAUGGCACUUGAAGGUGGUGCUCUUGUUCUUGCUGAUAAUGGUAUCUGCUGUAUCGAUGAAUUCGAUAAGAUGCAGGACUCAGAUAGAACAGCAAUUUACGAAGUUAUGGAACAACAGACAGUUUCCAUUGCUAAGGCAGGAAUUACAACAACAUUAAAUGCUAGAACAGCUAUUCUUGCUGCUGCUAACCCUGUUCAUUCAAGAUAUUUAAUUAACAGAUCAUUAUUAGAAAACGUUAACCUUCCAGCUGCUCUCAUUUCACGUUUCGAUCUCCUCUUCUUACUCUUAGAUCGUCCAACAGUUGAAAGUGAUAAAGCUUUGGCCGAACAUAUCGCUUAUGUCCAUAUGAACAUGCGCGCUCCAGAUUCAACAGCUCGCGUUAGCUUAGCCAAGCUUCGUGAACAUAUCGCUAAGGCUAAGGAGUAUAGUCCUAUUAUUCCUCCAGAACUCGAAAAUUACAUUAGCUCAGCUUAUGUUGAAAUGCGUAUGGAAAAUACAGAAGAGCCUAUUACACCACGUUAUCUUCUUGCUAUUCUCCGUCUUUCAAUGUCUCUUGCUAAAUUAAGAUUUGCUGACGUUGUUACAGUUGAUGAUGUUGAUGAAGCACUUAGACUUGUUAAGGCUUCUAAACUUUCUCUCGAAACAAAGCCAGAAGAUCAGAGUAAGCAAGAUAACAUUACAGCAAUCUACACAAAGAUUAACAAUGCAUUCCGCGGUCAUAAGAAUGUUAACGUUUCUGAAAUUGAGAAACUCAUUCUUAACAGCGGCUUUACAAAAGAAGAUCUCGUUAAUACCCUCGAUACUUAUGAGCGUUAUGGCGUGUUUAUGCUUAACCCAUCACGUACUGUUGUUACAUUUGUUCAAAAUCAAUAA
Messenger RNA from Trichomonas vaginalis G3, 1374 nucleotides. RefSeq names its product DNA replication licensing factor MCM family member family. Gene Ontology annotation, cellular component: MCM complex; nucleus. Bases 1 to 1374 code for a protein of 457 amino acids. Lineage: Eukaryota; Parabasalia; Trichomonadida; Trichomonadidae. Gene Ontology annotation, molecular function: single-stranded DNA binding; ATP binding; ATP hydrolysis activity. The record is from RefSeq and is a predicted model, not a curated record. The transcript has a single exon. Gene Ontology annotation, biological process: double-strand break repair via break-induced replication; DNA strand elongation involved in DNA replication; DNA replication initiation.